CACAAAGUUCGCUCUCUGGUGCAGACCUAAAAUUUAUUUUGGCUGAUUGCUACGGGUAAUUAAUACGGUGUGUGUAUUCCUAAUACGAAGCCAAGCGCUGCGAUGUUUUUUAAGGAUGAUAGCUGCUGUUUCGAGUCUGGACUUAUCCGUUUUGUCUAAAAUGCUGUGGAAGUUUGCGUUUUUCUGCUUGGUGAGCAUUAACAAAUUUGUUGCUCCUCAAUGCUCACCGGCUUUCCCAGCCAGUGUGAAAGGAAUCGGUGGAGAAACUCCUAAACAGGCCGAUGGCAUUUGGUACGUGUACAGAAAGAUGGGCGGAAACUACACCAGCACCGCCCAGAUACAAAUUACCAGCGUAGCGCCCUUUGCGGAUCCCGUUAUCAGUCAACCGUCAACGUUGCAGUGGUGGGAGAUCUUCCCCGAUUCAUCCGACACACCCUGUACGCAUCAGUUCUUUACGGGAACAUAUUCCAACGCAGGACAAGUAAUUGGCGAUCUCGGUGGAUCGGAUGAUAAUUAUAUAAUGCGACCAACGGAUUUCGUUGUGCUGUAUCACGAUUAUCAGAAUCUUUCGAUAAGCUAUGGCUGUAGCCGCUCACAAACAGACAAUGGCCACUGCGCCACGCCCACAAUCAUCGUUCAAACGCGGAAACGGCCAGAUCAGCUGUCAGCAACCGAGGCGCAGAAUUUUGACACUAUCAUAAAUUCUGCAUUUUUACAAUACUGCGUGACGGUGCAGAAUAUACCGAAGGAAAUAUAUGGACCGAAGGGAACAUGCGGAAUGAUCGACCCACCCGCUUGCGUUGCUCAGGAUAUCCAAGGAAUGAUGUUGACCAUCGUAAACUCUACAGUUUCAUCGACCACCAGCGUUUCAUUUAACUAUGAUACAAGUACUAUUAGUAAUUUUACACCCUCAAGUUGCAAAUGGCCAAAUGCAAUACCGUCUCCUGGAAAGGUCGAUUUCAACCUGAUUCAGGGACAAUAUUAUUACUAUCGGCGGUUAUUUUCGCCGGAAAUCGAUCCAGUCAACCAGCAAGCGGUGCUGCAUUUCGUCGGAGCCUCCGCUUCCCCUUUAAUAAACGCCUCAACCAAUACAUACUGGGCCGAAUACUCCAACUAUGAUAGCAAAAAUUCUUCCAAGUGUGUCUAUGGCUUUUUUGUCGGCAAAAUUCAAACAGCGGGCUCGUGUCGGGCUUGAUCAUUCCAUACACUACCGCCGGCGCUCCUGUCCCUUUUUCAUCCAUGACACUAUUUCUGGACUCCACACAAUUUUUUCUCUACGGAUGCGGAACACAAAAUCUGCAGACUGGUAUUUGUGAAACACCGGUCGUCGUGCACUUUAUCCGUGCAAACCCACUGCAGCUGAUCCAGGCGGACAGAGAUGCGUACGACGCUGUAGCUGAUCGCUUUCUGAACAAAUACGGAUGCAGUGCUGCUAAGGAUGUACCGCUCAUCUUCUGGACGCAGGAUAAGCCGCUUUGCUCCAUGAUAGAUCCACCGCAAUGCAUGCAGAACCAUAUCACGGGAUAUCAGCAAGUUCUGGCAGCCACAAACGCUAUUAUGUACUAGACAGCUAUCUUUACCGAAAGCAGUCGAUUAUUUUGUUAGAAAUUGUUGUCAUGUUUGUUUCAUGCUAAUACAGUUACAAGUUAGA
Paramacrobiotus metropolitanus is the source of this 1651-nucleotide messenger RNA. RefSeq lists its product as uncharacterized. Lineage: Eukaryota; Metazoa; Tardigrada; Eutardigrada; Parachela; Macrobiotidae. The record is from RefSeq and is a predicted model, not a curated record. The transcript is spliced from 8 exons. The coding region runs from base 116 to 1195 and encodes 359 amino acids.